Ostreococcus lucimarinus CCE9901 is the source of this 231-nucleotide messenger RNA. RefSeq lists its product with no specific name. The transcript is spliced from 2 exons. Gene Ontology annotation, biological process: intracellular protein transport. Gene Ontology annotation, cellular component: Sec61 translocon complex. The coding region runs from base 1 to 231 and encodes 76 amino acids. Lineage: Eukaryota; Viridiplantae; Chlorophyta; Mamiellophyceae; Mamiellales; Bathycoccaceae. The record is from RefSeq and is a predicted model, not a curated record.
AUGUCAGGUUCGGUGCGACGACGCGCGAACGCGGGGAACUCGGGGGAGGGGAACGUCAGACGACCGCCGCAAGGUUCGGGGAGUCUGUUGCGAUUCUACACGGAUGAGAGCCCGGGGUUGAAGAUCACGCCCGUGGUGGUGCUUGGGAUGUCGGUGUGCUUCAUCGGGUUCGUGACGAUGCUGCACGCGAUCGCGAAGAUUUCGGCGUACACGUCGUCCAAGUCGGCGUAA